Heteronotia binoei (common prickly gecko) is the source of this 1166-nucleotide messenger RNA. RefSeq names its product cyclin dependent kinase 5 (gene CDK5). Gene Ontology annotation, molecular function: cyclin-dependent protein serine/threonine kinase activity; ATP binding. Gene Ontology annotation, cellular component: nucleus; cytoplasm. The record is from RefSeq and is a predicted model, not a curated record. The transcript is spliced from 12 exons. NCBI's taxonomy places the organism in Eukaryota, Metazoa, Chordata, Lepidosauria, Squamata, Gekkonidae. The coding region runs from base 26 to 904 and encodes 292 amino acids. Gene Ontology annotation, biological process: synaptic vesicle transport; protein phosphorylation; axonogenesis.
GGGGCUGGGGCCGCCGGAGCCGGCCAUGCAGAAAUACGAGAAGCUCGAGAAGAUCGGAGAGGGCACCUACGGGACGGUCUUCAAGGCCAAGAACCGGGAGAGCCACGAGAUCGUGGCGCUGAAGCGGGUGCGGCUGGACGACGACGACGAGGGGGUGCCCAGCUCGGCCCUGCGCGAGAUCUGCCUGCUGAAGGAGCUGAAGCACAAGAACAUCGUCCGGCUGCACGAUGUCUUGCACAGCGACAAGAAGCUGACGCUGGUCUUUGAGUUCUGUGACCAGGACCUGAAGAAAUACUUUGACAGCUGCAAUGGGGACCUAGACCCCGAGAUUGUGAAGUCCUUCAUGUAUCAGCUGCUGAAAGGCCUGGGCUUCUGCCAUAGCCGCAACGUCCUGCACCGCGACCUCAAGCCCCAGAACCUCCUGAUCAACCGGAACGGGGAGCUGAAGCUGGCUGACUUCGGGCUGGCCCGGGCCUUCGGGAUCCCUGUCCGUUGCUACUCGGCUGAGGUGGUGACACUUUGGUACCGCCCUCCCGAUGUGCUCUUUGGUGCCAAACUCUACUCCACAUCCAUCGACAUGUGGUCUGCGGGCUGCAUCUUUGCAGAGCUGGCCAAUGCAGGGCGGCCGCUGUUCCCAGGCAACGAUGUCGAUGACCAGCUGAAGAGGAUCUUCCGGCUGCUGGGGACGCCGACAGAGGAGCAGUGGGCGGGGAUGACCAAACUGCCAGACUACAAGCCGUACCCCAUGUACCCUGCCACGACGUCCCUGGUCAACGUGGUGCCCAAGCUGAACACAACUGGCCGGGACCUGCUUCAGAACCUCCUGAAGUGCAACCCGGUCCACCGGAUUUCGGCAGAGGAGGCUCUUCAGCAUCCCUACUUCACAGAUUUCUGCCCCCCUUAGCAGCCCCCACUGCAGGCAGCCGUGGGGCCAGGUGGGGCUCAGAGGCCGCGCCUUGGAUGGGACCAGCUGGAAGGGGGAUCUUGAUGGGACCUGGGGCGGCGGGGGGCUAGUCAGCUUGCCCCCCCCUGCCCUGCCGAAGUCAGCCCAGUCCUCCCCAUCACCUCUUGCAAGCAUGUUCAACGCCUGGCGGGGGGAGGGAGGGGGACAUGGAUUUGAACCGAUGUGAAUAUUUGUGAAUUCUAUAAAAUGCUUCUUGGACCUC